UCGGCGCUCGGCUCGGGUCCGCGGCCGCUGCGGCGCCGGGCAUUUCUCCGCAGCUCGGCUCGCGGCCGCGCCCGCCCGGCCCGCGCCCAUGCAGGCCAUCAAGUGUGUGGUGGUCGGCGACGGCGCCGUGGGGAAGACCUGCUUGCUGAUCAGCUACACAACCAAUGCCUUCCCCGGAGAGUACAUCCCCACAGUUUUCGACAACUAUUCUGCGAAUGUGAUGGUGGAUGGGAAGCCCGUCAACCUGGGGCUGUGGGACACCGCCGGGCAGGAGGACUACGACCGCCUGCGGCCACUCUCCUACCCCCAAACUGACGUCUUCCUGAUCUGCUUCUCCCUGGUGAGCCCAGCCUCCUUUGAGAAUGUUCGAGCCAAGUGGUACCCAGAGGUUCGGCACCAUUGCCCGCACACGCCCAUUCUCCUGGUGGGCACCAAGCUGGACCUUCGUGACGAUAAGGACACCAUCGAGCGACUGCGGGAUAAGAAGCUAGCACCCAUCACCUACCCCCAGGGCCUGGCCAUGGCCCGAGAGAUCGGCUCUGUCAAGUACCUGGAAUGCUCAGCCCUGACCCAGCGGGGCCUGAAGACAGUGUUCGACGAGGCCAUUCGGGCUGUGCUCUGCCCGCCCCCUGUGAAAAAGCCAGGGAAGAAGUGCACGGUCUUCUAGAGCCCCCACUUCCGGAAGAGCAGCCCCCUCCCUGCCUGUAUCUGUUGUGUUGAGAUGUGUCUUUGAGUCCGCUGUGGGGGAGUGGUGGGGGUGGGAAGGGGG
Messenger RNA from Dama dama (fallow deer), 769 nucleotides. RefSeq names its product Rac family small GTPase 3 (gene RAC3). Gene Ontology annotation, cellular component: cell cortex; cytoskeleton; cytoplasmic vesicle. The transcript has 6 exons. Lineage: Eukaryota; Metazoa; Chordata; Mammalia; Artiodactyla; Cervidae. Gene Ontology annotation, molecular function: GTPase activity; GTP binding; protein kinase binding. The record is from RefSeq and is a predicted model, not a curated record. Gene Ontology annotation, biological process: regulation of cell shape; motor neuron axon guidance; actin filament organization. The coding region runs from base 89 to 667 and encodes 192 amino acids.